AUGAGGUUCGUCCAAUAUAUCCCGACUGGAAUUCCAAACGAAGAUGGCGAGUUCCCGGGAAGGAACUAUACAGUUGGAAAGGUCAUACAACAACUCUAUGAUAUUAGGAAAGCUUCAAACCCCAAACUUGCAAUGACAAUCAAAUUGCUUAUGAAUUCGACAUGGGGGUAUUCCAUUAAAAAACCUCAAAAGAUGAAGAGUAAACACUAUGAGAAGGUCGACAACUUUGUUGAAAGGUUCUCCCCUUUUGUUUUGAAAUAUGAAUUUACUCAAGGUCAAAAUGGCUUAGUAACCACAGUAAAACCUAUUGUCGAACAUUGGUCCUAUCCUCAGUUCGCAAAGGCAGUCCUUGACAACUACAACAAAUUCUUCUCGGAAGUUAAAUCCAAAGUGAAGGUAUACUACGAGAACAUCGAUGCACUCAUGACGAACGAGGAAGGCUAUAACAAACUCAUUGAAAUGGGUUUAGUCGGUGAAAAGAUGGGCCUUUUUAAGCUAGACAAGGUAUUUUCCGAAGUUCAUGUAAUAUCGAAAAGGAAGUACUGGGGUGUUAAAGAAGAUGGUGAAAUAGUUAAACAUUGCAUGAAAUAA
Trichomonas vaginalis G3 is the source of this 591-nucleotide messenger RNA. RefSeq names its product DNA/RNA polymerases family. Lineage: Eukaryota; Parabasalia; Trichomonadida; Trichomonadidae. The record is from RefSeq and is a predicted model, not a curated record. Bases 1 to 591 code for a protein of 196 amino acids. The transcript has a single exon.